AUGCACGCGCGUGAAGAUUGGAAGAUACAAAGUGCACUAGAUUCAUGUACAAGCAUUUUUCUAAAGCGACCUAGAUCAAAUGUCUUGAAAACGGAGAUUCGUGCUAGCCUCGUCCAAUUUGACUUUCGUCCCUUCGUUAGGUCAAACUAUCGCGCCAAAACGCCACAUCGAAUAGCACAUAUUCAUAUGGUGCAGACAGGGAUGGCUGCGCCCUAUGGUGGGGGUGUCUUCCCUCCUCCGGUAAACGGGGUCGCGGGUGUCGUGGGGGCAGCCGGUGCAGCCGGUGACGUUAAGCCACCACCACCAGUGACGGUGAAGGAGGAGAACGCCGGUGCACCCCAGCAACCACCCCCGACCGGCGGGCCCCAGGUGCCGCCUGCGGCAGGCGCACCUCAUCCCGCCGCCCCUGGUGCGCCGACCGCUGCCAGUUUCAGUCCGCCUCCGCCUCCGAACGGGGUCGAUCAACAGGCCAUCUCGGAGGUAUUCCAGGCUGCAGUAGUAGCAGCGGCAGCUGCAGCCGCGGGUGGCGGUGGCCAGCAACCAGCACCAACACCAGGCGGUGGCAAUGAGACCAAUCCCGAAGGUGGAGUGGAAGCUACUGCGUUGGUACCUGUCACGUCAGGCGCGACGACACCCGCGACAGCGACACAAGGCACCGACCUCAAAGGUCAACCAAAACGCUUGCACGUCAGCAACAUACCUUUUCGUUUCCGAGACCCUGACCUCAGGGCAAUGUUUGGGCAAUUUGGGCCAAUCCUUGAUGUGGAAAUUAUAUUUAACGAAAGGGGAAGCAAGGGAUUCGGUUUUGUAACAUUCGCAAAUAGUGCUGACGCGGACCGGGCACGUGAGAGGCUACACGGCACCGUGGUUGAGGGCAGAAAGAUUGAGGUGAACAACGCAACGGCGAGGGUACAGACGAAAAAACCGCCGACGGUGCCGAACGUGUGCGUACAGUGGCCCGAGGCAGCGGCACUUAGAGGAGUUGCCAUACAACGUGGUCGAGUAGGGGCAGCGAGGGCGACUUUCCCAACCAGCGCGGCCGCUUUGGCACUGGCCAGGAAUCCGGGGCAACUUGCAGCUGCAGCUGCGGCUACGGCCCUACAUCCCUUCGCACCCGCCGUUUACUACGACCCUUUCCUCGCGGCUCACGCAGCGACGCAGGAUCCCAACUACAGGUUGCAGGCCGCGGCAGCGGCAGCCGCAGCCUCACCAUUGUUGAAGACACCACUAUCAACGGCACAGCAGGCUACGUACGCAGCUGCAGCAACCUACACGGCGGUGGCUGCGCGCGCAUACGGCGCAGCUGCAGCUGCGGCACAACCGGUCGCAGGAUAUGCCGCAGUCGCGGGCUACGGGCGUGAAUACGCCGAUCCCUACCUCGGACAUGGCAUCGGACCUGUGGCGGGUUACGGGGCAACUGUAUACAGAGGCGGCUACAAUAGGUUCACGCCAUACUAAAUGGAUCAUUAAUAGAACCCAAGAGCCUUCCAAGUUAUACUCAGCAGAACAUGACCAGACACGAGUCGACACAAUCAUC
Messenger RNA from Atta colombica, 1537 nucleotides. Its product is annotated as RNA binding protein fox-1 homolog 2-like. Lineage: Eukaryota; Metazoa; Arthropoda; Insecta; Hymenoptera; Formicidae. Gene Ontology annotation, cellular component: cytoplasm; nucleus. Gene Ontology annotation, biological process: regulation of alternative mRNA splicing, via spliceosome; nervous system development. The record is from RefSeq and is a predicted model, not a curated record. The transcript is spliced from 14 exons. The coding region runs from base 1 to 1458 and encodes 485 amino acids. Gene Ontology annotation, molecular function: mRNA binding.